Messenger RNA from Penicillium diatomitis, 1272 nucleotides. RefSeq names its product serine/threonine-protein phosphatase 2A activator. Lineage: Eukaryota; Fungi; Ascomycota; Eurotiomycetes; Eurotiales; Aspergillaceae. Gene Ontology annotation, molecular function: peptidyl-prolyl cis-trans isomerase activity; protein tyrosine phosphatase activator activity. The coding region runs from base 1 to 1272 and encodes 423 amino acids. The transcript has a single exon. The record is from RefSeq and is a predicted model, not a curated record. Gene Ontology annotation, biological process: mitotic spindle organization. Gene Ontology annotation, cellular component: protein phosphatase type 2A complex; cytoplasm; nucleus.
AUGACCUCGACUUCAAUACCCUCAGCUCAAGGCGGGCCCUUGAACCUUUCUCAAAAGCUAUCUCAGCUUCGCUCAAACGGUAACCGCCGAUCACAAUCAUCCUCCUCUCGAGAACCGACCCCUAUCACCCCACCUUUGCCAUCGCCACCAGACCUUUCCACCCAUCAAUACUCGCGUCCAGUCCGCCGCAUCUUGUCGCCCAAAGACCAUGAACUCUUCUUGGCAUCGCCUACCUAUAAGCUAGUCCUAUCAUUCAUAUUCGGUCUGUCCGACUCCAUACGUGGUCGUGCCGUCACCGACCUCCCUCAAAAAAGCCUCGAAUCCGGCCACAUCGUCAACAUCGUCUCGGUUGUGGGACGAUUACAAUCUUUACUAGAAACCCAUCCGGCGCUAGAUCAGGGCGGGUCCCGGUUUGGCAAUCCGGCCUUUCGGACAUUCUUCGACGAUGUGGCCGCACAGAGCGCAUCAUGGCACACGGACAUCCUUGGAAUGACGGAUUCCUCCGCCAUCGAGGAAGUCUCGACAUAUUUGGUCCACUCCCUUGGAUCUCAGGACCGACUCGAUUACGGAUCGGGCCACGAACUGAAUUUCAUGAUGUGGCUGCUGGCGUUGUAUCAGAUGGGUCUACUUAAUCGCGAAGAGUUCCCUGCAGUCGUCUUCAAGGUCUACGUCCAGUAUCUACACCUGAUGCGAGAUAUCCAAUCUACAUACUACCUCGAACCUGCCGGAUCUCAUGGUGUCUGGGGACUGGACGACUACCAUUUCCUUCCCUUCCUAUUCGGCGCCAGUCAACUCGUGGAUCAUCCGUACAUCACACCCCUCGGCAUUCACAAUGUGGCCCUGCUCGACGAGGAAGGGGACAAAUACAUCUAUCUCGAUCAAGUGCGGUGGGUGGACAGCGUCAAAACCGUCAAGGGUCUUCGGUGGCACAGUCCCAUGUUGGACGACAUCUCCGGAGCCAAGAACUGGUUUAAAGUUGAAAGCGGCAUGAAGAAGAUGUUCGUCAAGGAGGUGCUGGGUAAACUCCCCAUCAUGCAGCAUUUCCUGUUCGGCAGCCUUCUCCCCGCGAGCGAGGGCAUGGGCGAGCGCUCAGAAGGUGGCAAUGAUGAUGAAUAUGCCGACGGCCAAUGUCAUGAUCACCCGCACGGCCAUACCACGACAGACUACUUUGGGGAUUGCUGUGGUAUCAAGGUUCCCAGUACGAUUGCCGCUGGGGCCGAAAUGCGCAAACGCAUCGGUGGGUCAAAUCUCCGUCCGAUUCCAUUUGACUAG